AUGGUGCUUCCCCUUUCAGUUGACCAGCUUGUAGCGAAGCAAGCCAAAGAUACGAGUGCGCAGCGCCCGCGCUUUGUCUCGCGCAGGGAGCGAGAGGCACACCGACAAGCGGAACAAAAGGCGGAGGCAGAGGCAGAAGAGGCACGGCAUGCCAAGGUCCAGAACGAGCGUGUAGAGUGGGAGGCCACAUCGAAGCGCGAGCGAGAACGUGAGCGAAUGCGUGCACGAGGCCGCCGAGCCGCGUCAGGCGACCGCGAUGAGGAUGAUGGAGAUGAACAAGACGAGCGGCCGAGAAAGGUGCCAGCGAUGGCGCCGCAGGAGCUAGCAGACAUUAAGGAACGGUACCUGGGUGUGCGGCGCGAACGAGGGCCGCGGCGUGUGCGACGGGCAGGCGACAAUGCGACGAGGCGCUUUCAGUUUGAGUGGAGUGCGGACGACGACACGAGCGAUGCGCGUGUGGCGGGUGAUGCACGCGUGGAAGAAGUGCUGCUUCGUGGGCGGGCUGGUCUGGAUGGAUCGGAGCGGAGUCUGACGGGGAAGAGCACGAUGCGAUCGACUUUGGCUGAGAAGCCAUGGACAGAAAAGAGUCUGAGCGAGAUGCGGCCGCGGGACUGGCGCAUCUUCCGCGAGGACUACCAGAUCCAGGUGCGGGGCGGCGAAGAUGUGCCGCCGCCCUUGCGUACGUGGCGAGAAUCGCGGAUUCCAGGAGCGAUCCUCGAUGCGAUCGAGGCGAUGGGCUACCGAGAGCCGACGUCGAUCCAGCGGCAGGCGAUUCCGAUUGGGCUGAUUCCUCGCGACCUGAUUGGUCUUGCCGAGACGGGAUCUGGCAAGACGGCGUCGUUUGUCGUGCCGAUGCUCGCGUAUGUCAUGGCGCAGCCACGCAUGGCGCCAGGCGAUGUGUACAUGGGGCCGUAUGGGCUGAUUCUUGCGCCGACACGUGAGCUGGCGCUGCAGAUAGAGGCUGAGACGCGAAAGUUUGCAGCGCGCCUGCAGAUCCAAGUGGUGUCGCUCGUGGGUGGACGCGAUUUGGGCGAGCAGGCGUUUCAUCUGAACGAUGGUGCCGAGAUUGUGAUAGCGACGCCGGGCCGUUUGCAGGACUGCUUGGAGCGGCACAUGCUUGUGCUGGGCCAGUGCCACUAUCUGGUGAUGGACGAGGCGGAUCGCAUGGUCGACAUGAACUAUGAGGAAGCGUUGCACUAUAUUCUCGACAGUCUGCCGACGACGCGGACGACGAUGCUGUAUUCAGCGACGAUGCCGCCGACCGUGGACAAGAUUGCACGGACGUAUCUGACGCGGCCAGUGACCGUGACGAUAGGCCAGGCAGGCCAGGCCGUCGGCACGAUUGAGCAGUGUGUGGAGUUUGUCGACUCUGAGGAGGAUCGGCAGCAGCGGCUCCUGCAUGUGCUGGAUAGUGGCUUUGCGCCGCCGAUGAUUGUAUUUGUGAACCAGAAGGCGAAUGCGGAUCUUGUCGGCAAGGACUUGCGCCGAGCGGGCUGGAAUGUGGCUGUGCUGCAUUCGGGUCUAUCGCAGCCGCAGCGAGAGGCAGCGAUAGCGUCGCUGCGGGAUGGGUACAACGAGGUGCUUUGCUGCACGGACAUUGGUGCACGGGGUAUUGACUUGCCUGAUGUGUCGCUCGUGGUGAACUACCAGUUUCCCACGCAGUUUGCUUCGUACAUCCAUCGCAUUGGUCGUACGGGCCGUGCAGGCAAGAAGGGGCACGCGAUGUCGUUUGUCAACGAUGAUGAUGCACAGCACUUUUACGCACUGCGUCUGGAGCUGGCCAAGUCGCCGGUCUCGAGUGUGCCAGGUGCGCUAGCGAAUCACUCAGCGGCGCUUCAGGCGCCUAGUCAGACGGGCCAUGCGAAUGCAUGA
Malassezia globosa CBS 7966 is the source of this 1872-nucleotide messenger RNA. RefSeq lists its product as uncharacterized. Gene Ontology annotation, molecular function: RNA helicase activity; nucleic acid binding; ATP binding. The transcript has a single exon. Lineage: Eukaryota; Fungi; Basidiomycota; Malasseziomycetes; Malasseziales; Malasseziaceae. The record is from RefSeq and is a predicted model, not a curated record. The coding region runs from base 1 to 1872 and encodes 623 amino acids.